AUGUCUUUGCUUUUGCUGCUCAGCAGCGGCGCUAUUGCGCUCGCACAACAGGUCUAUGUGUCUGCUGAUGGACCUGCUCAAUGCACCGCAAGCCAGACUUAUUCUGCGACUUACGCUUCUCCGACCUAUGCCUUCAGCAACUUUUCGUUCACGCAAACGGAGACGGUCCGGACUGCUACCUCAGUCAAGUCUGCGCCAGUCACAACUUACGCCCCGCCAUACGCAUCCCUCAGCCACCUGGUUCCAGAUCUGAGCACAACGACAUGGGGAAACUGGGAUCCCAAUGCCACGGCAACUGCCACCGAUACCGCCGACCCCUACGGACAGGCUGCGUGGUCUGCUUUGUGGGAACAUGCCAGUCUCGCCAACUUUACCUUCAGGGGUCUUUACUCAACAACCGUCUCCCCAACUCCGGUGCCUACUAGUGAACUUGUUCUGCCGCCUCCAGAAUAUUUCACUCCCCAGGACUGCUCUUACUUCCCAGACGACUUCAUGUUCGGAGUUGCAGGCUCUGCUUCCCAGAUCGAAGGGGCCAUCGCAGACGAAGGGAGAACACCCUCUCUCAUGGAAAUUUUGAUCUCUCCUUCGACCGGAAAACCCACCAACUACGUCACAAACGAGAACUACUACCUGUACAAGCAGGAUAUCGAGCGUCUGGCUGCUAUGGGAGUCAAGUACUAUUCUUUUACUAUUCCGUGGUCUCGAAUCUUGCCAUUCGUGCUUGAAGGCACCCCCCUCAACCAGCAAGGCCUCGACCACUACGACGAUCUCAUUAAUUUUGUCCUUGAGAAGGGAAUGCAGCCGACUGUCACCCUGAUCCACUUCGACACGCCUCUGCAGUUCUACGGAAACAACUUAAGCACUGCUGCGGACCCUCCUCUUAUUGGUUACACCAACGGAGCUUAUCAGAAUGAGACGUUCGAGGAUGCUUUCGUGAACUAUGGCAAGAUCGUCAUGACUCACUUUGCUGACCGUGUUCCUGUCUGGUUCACUUUCAAUGAACCCUUACUCUAUUGUGACAAUGGCAAGAGUGUAAACACGGUUGUCAAAGCCCAUGCCAGACUCUAUCAUUUCUAUCACGAGGAGAUCAACGGCACCGGCAAGGUUGGAAUCAAGUUCAACGACAACUUUGGUGUACCACGCGACCCUCAGAAUUCCUCGGAUGUGGACGCCGCGAACCAUUUCAACGAGUUUCAACUGGCAACAUUUGCCAACCCUAUCUUCCUCGGGAAGGAUUACCCUGAGGCCUUCAAGAUGACAGUCCCCGAUUAUGUGCCGCUCUCACAGGAGGAUUUGGAAUACAUCGGUGGUACAUCAGACUUCCUCGGCAUCGAUCCCUACACUGCGACAGUCGUAAGCCCGCCGCCUGAUGGAAUUGCGGUUUGCGCAGCCAACACAUCCGACCCCCUCUUCCCCUACUGCGUCGAGCAAUCAACCUUGACAAGCACCGGCUGGAACAUCGGUUACCGUUCGCAGACCUACGUCUACAUCACGCCCAAGUACCUGCGCACCUACCUGUCCUAUCUGUGGAACACCUUCCAGCACCCUGUCAUGAUCACUGAGUUUGGCUACCCUGUGUUCGGCGAGGCGGACAAGGAAGAUCUCUCGGACCAGUUGUACGACCUUCCUCGCAGCUACUACUACCUCUCUUUCAUGAGUGAGGUGCUCAAGGCAAUCUGGGAGGACAACGUCCACGUCCUUGGUGCGUUCGCGUGGAGCUUUGCCGAUAACUGGGAAUUCGGUGACUACGCGCAACAAUUUGGCAUUCAGGUCGUCAACCGUACGACGCAAGAGAGGUAUUAUAAGAAGAGUUUCUUCGAUCUGGUGGACUUCGUGGCGGCGAGGACAAAGUCUUGA
This is a messenger RNA of Lasiodiplodia theobromae, 1857 nucleotides long. RefSeq names its product Glycoside hydrolase family 1. The record is from RefSeq and is a predicted model, not a curated record. Gene Ontology annotation, biological process: carbohydrate metabolic process. Gene Ontology annotation, molecular function: beta-glucosidase activity. The transcript has 2 exons. Bases 1 to 1857 code for a protein of 618 amino acids. Lineage: Eukaryota; Fungi; Ascomycota; Dothideomycetes; Botryosphaeriales; Botryosphaeriaceae.